CUUACAGUUUCUUGUCAUCUCACCAUUUUACCAAUUCCACCCGCCAACAUCCGACACCACGAAAACCAUCUUUCGCCUGGGACAUCCUGUGAUUUUCAAGGCCCAACUCAUCCGGCAGGUUCUUUGCACACGUCCCAUCCCUCAACGUCCGAACUGCCAUCACAGAAGGACAAGGCGAAUUUGUUUCUCUCAAUAUUUGGCUAACGCCUUGUUUUGUACCCUUGCUUGCGGGAAGAGAAAGAAGAAGAGAAGGCGAUUGGGUUGGGGGUCGCGUUACAAUUGAAGUCUCCUUUCCUGGCUUGCGGCGUGGAAAAUCGUCCCCUCACUAUUCGACCCUCCCCCCCCUCCCCGGACAGGCGCAGCAUAAUCGCGCGUCAAAAAAAAAAUUGAAACCACUCAAGCGCCGCCAGACAAAGCAGCCAUCAUCCCUCGGCUAGGACAAACCGACCCCAACCCCUCAAGACGGGAGAAGAAGGAAGGACGGGACCCCUUUGAGCUCGCGGGACUCGGCUCGACGACACAAGACGUAGUACUGACUGCUUUUUUUCAUUUGUUCAUUCCACAAAAAAAAAUCGGUUCGGAAGAGAGACUGUGACAGAGACAGAGACAUUGGCAGAGACGGCAAGUAAGCAAGAGUGGAAAGGAAGGUAAGAGAGGGCACAAAAGAGACGAAGAGACGCAGAAGCGACGAAGGAGAAUGAGGACCGGCGCAGUUUCCCGCCCGAAUUACUUUGGAUACGCUGCAACCUCUCCGACGACGUACCAAACUCGCAGGCGAACAAGUGCUCCUAGCCCGCCUCCGUCUCAUCACAUUCGCAACGCACAACACGACACAACACAACUUAAUACGACACUCAUCAUCACCCGGUGACAUCUCGAACGCGCCAGAUUGCAAGCAAUCAAAAAAUUGAAUAUUGUCUAAUAGGAACAGUUGGCGAUAUACCUGAGAAGGACGAGUAAACCCAUCGAAUUAUUUCUCACACCCCCCUCCCCCCUGCCUACGGCCUACCGAGAGAGAGCUCAAGCUCCCGCGACCUCCGCGCGCCGCGUGCCGAAGAACCAGCACCAGCACCAGCACCAGCGCCGGCGGCAGUAGCAGCUACUUGCAGCUUGCAGCUUGCAGCAGCAAGUGUCAUCAUUUGCGCUUAACAGCUGGCUCCCUUUCCACCCUUUUUCCCCCUUCUUUUUUGUUUUUUGUUUUAUUUUGUUUUAUUUUAUCUCUUUCAUUGUUUCUCUCCCUCUCUCCCUCCCCUCUUCUUCUUCUUCUUUCCCUUCCCGCUUUCUGUCUUUUGCGUGCAGAUCUUUGAGAAGGGGACCGGGUCCAGGGAAAGCACGAGGAAAAGAAGAAAAACUUACCCACCCCCACGACGCACACAAAGAAACGACUUGGCUGCCCCAGACUAAAAGGGAUCCCCAUUUCUUACUCAUCUCAUCCGCGCCAGCUCUCACUCACUCACUCACUCAAGAGAGGCCAUUCCCCCAAACUCUCUGAACCCGGAAGACGACGAGGCGCCUCCCUGUCUCCAAAAAGACGUUCGUUCGCCUCAGAACUUCAGCUCAACGCUACGCUACUCUACUCUACCCUACUCUACAGACCACGCGUAUAACUAUUUACUCCCGCCCGCGACUCUGUGGCUUCUCCAGAGCGGCAUUGCUCGGUCCAAAUCGCCCACAUUAGCACUACGCUGCCACCCUGCUUGACGCGCGCACCCAGCUCCUUCGCAUCCCCUUCCUCACGGGCCAACACAUCAUCCCGCGGCUUUUCUCCUCACCUACCAAAUUUCCCGGCUGGUUCUUAACGCACCAUUCCGACGCUUAUCUGCCGCCGUUCCCACCGCCAGUCGCCUACCGCGUAGCAACCUCAUCUAGCACCGUAUCUACUCAUCACUCCGUUCCCCCAGAUCAACAGCUUCGUGACGACAUCUCACGUCUUGCCCUCUCACACCCGCGUUGGCGAGGUGUCGUGUCGGACCAUGUCAGCUUUCACUGCCCUCAAUGGGGGCUCACCAAAAACCUCGGAACCACCCAACCCGCCCGCCGAUGCCAGCAGAGCUGCUCCGUCAGACGGGCGCCCCAACGGACAACCCAUCCCAUCCGAGCUCAAAUCAACCACCACCGUCACGGAACCCUCCACCGCCACGGAAUCAUCCAUUGCCACGGAACCCUCCACAAGCCAAAGGGAAAGCUGGGCUGGCCCGAGCCAGGACAGAUCGCCGUAUCAGUCUGCCAACUACCCCGAUGUCGAUGGCUCACACAAGAGAAAGCGAUCCGACUCUGUGGAGCUGCGAAGAGAAGCUCCCCCGCCCAAAGAAAAGUCUCCCGGCGCUGCAUCUCACUCUCAUCCUCCAGAGUCACGUGAUCUUUAUGAGACGCCCUCGCGCGAGCGCGACCCCCGCUCCUACGCUGAACGCGAAGAGUUGCGCGAACAUGGCGAUUCGUGGUAUUCACGCGAAGGAAGAGAAAGGGAUGAGCGGGCCUACUACGACCAGCCUUCCGCCACAUCCACCCAAGGUCAAUCGGAGGAGCAGAUUGGUGAGGCGCUAAGGCGUGCCAACCAGAUGGAUGGACAUGACUACGACAACACCAGCCCUGACGGCGACGACAGAUCCAUGGCGUAUGGCUCCUACACGCCUGGUGGAUCUCGUGACCCCACACUCCAGUCCGACAAGAAGAGAAAGCGUAACUUCAGCAACCGGACCAAGACGGGUUGCCUCACGUGCCGCAGGAGGAAGAAGAAAUGCGAUGAGCAGAAACCCGAGUGUAGCAACUGUCUCCGUGGAGGUUUUGUUUGCGCAGGAUACCCUCCGCAGCGCAACACGGCCUGGCAAAAGCCAGACAGUAAGGGCGCGGCCAUUCCCUUGGAGUCCAAGGAUCCCAGCUAUGUCCCGCCCGGCGCAUACGGCAUGCCGCAGCAAGCUCCGUACGGCAGCCAGCCUGCCAUCGGACAGAGACGGGAGCCGUUGCCCCAUUACCGCGGACAGCCACUGCGGAUAGACCCCCCCCAAGGGCGGCCGCUGCUGACUGAUGACGACCGGCCGACGGCUUCGACUAUCCCCAGCGCAUCCGUAACGAGCCCCGAGAACAAGCUUUCUGCCAUUCCCUACACCCCUGCCAACGCCUUCCCCACGCCUGUCAGCGCUCAAGGGCCUCCACAUGCUCCCUUUUCGGAGAGAAAGGAGUAUCAGCGCGUCCCUCCGUUGCACGACAUCAGCAGGACUGGUCCAGAGCCCGAAACGCCUCACCCCGGCCACACACUGCCCCAGAUCAAUAUUCUUCACCCAACGAGAUCGAACAGCCCCAUCCCGCAGCAACAACAGCCGCCGCCGCCGCCACCGCCGCCGCCGCAGCCCCCGGCAACUACCAACGUGCAAGUCGCCGCACAGUUGGCACUAUCACACGCCCAGUUCUCCCCCAGCAGGACCAGGACGCAAAAGGAGGACAUGCUCAACGGGAAGCUCUACUAUCCAUUCGACAAGGAGCUCGUAUUAGAACGCGAACGCUGCAGCGCGGCUUGCUGGCGAUUCAACAACUCGACGAAUCCGAACAACGGCGUCUCCCCAACGGAGCGCGCACGCCUUUUCCGCGAGAUUCUGCAGCCUCGCGACCCGAUACAGAUUUCGCCAACCGUCGCCUCACCUGUGGCGAACCUGGGAAGAGUGGGUGAGCAUGUGGUCGUGGAGGCGCCCUUCACUUGCGACUAUGGCUACAACAUUUCCAUCGGGCAAAACGUUCUCAUUGGCCGGAGCUGUACUAUUAUUGAUACGUGCGAGGUUAAGAUUGGCGACAAUUGCCACAUCGGUCCGAACGUAAGCAUCUACACUGCGACACUACCCACCGAUCCCAAGAAGCGCAUGGGCAGCAAGGGGCCACAGUUUGGCAUGCCCAUUACCAUCGGGGAGGACUGCUUUAUCGGUGGGGGGGUUAUCAUCCUACCAGGCGUCACGAUCGGGCGGGGAAGCACCGUCGGGGCUGGCUCAGUUGUCACAAAGGAUGUCCCUCCAUUCACCAUUGCCGUUGGUAAUGCUGCCAGGAUCAUCCGCGGCAUUUCCUCCUAGCGGCGGAGUUUAAUUUUAUUUCCUUCGCAGCCCAUGAUACCCAGCCCGUAAUACAGUCGUGGUCCCUGUACAAAAGCGAGUUGUGUUUUUUUCUCUUUUUCUUUUCUUUUUCUCUUGUUCUUCAAUGGCUUUGUUUCCUCCCAUUCAUCUCGAAACCCAAGGGGUUUUUCUGUUUGACCAUUUUCACACUUUCGAGCCAAGCGCAUGAGACGUAGUAAGGAAGAACCAUUAAAAAAAGAGCCUGGCGUUUUUCCCCCCCUCUUUCCAACCCCAUAAUGCAACGUUUUCUCACUUGUCCUGGAUUUCUUUGGGGAACAGACCCAAGCCGACACGCAUGUUGAGAGAAACGUGCGAACAAGAGGAUGGGUUGACGGGAGGCAGGUGUUAGCUCUGGCAGCUCGGCGAGGAGACGAGAGCGGAUGGAUGGGAUUCCAUUUCUGCUGGACACGGGGAAGGGAGGAAACAAGGCCUCUGAGAGAGAAAGGCCUGUGAGAGGGAGGGGAGAAAAAAGGACUCCUUGGUGUGUAUUGUCUAUUCACCGUUGUAUGCAUUUGCCUUGGCGGUUACUGCCCGAGGACUAGGACGGUUCGGGUCGAAGGCCGACAACUUAGCAUUGGAUGCGACGAAAUGAGGCUGUACGAAGGGUAUGAUGAUACCAACCGAUCUAGAUCGCCUCUUCCUCCUCUCACCGGUCAGCUCUGGGUGAGUUUCUCUGUGCAUGUACCGUUUAUGGACGAGAGGGAGUUUCUCCCAAGGUUACAUGUAAACCGAAAGGUCGGGGGCCUUUGCGGAUCAAAAGGAUUAACGCCAAGUACGUAGUGGAAGGGGGGGGGAGAAUGGAGGAGGGACUGACGGCAGCUAUUACCUGUACACGAUGUCUGUUUCCGGAAAGUCGAUGCCUCACUUGGCGCGGCGGCUAAGUCUGUCUUUCCCCUUGUUGGCAGGUCCUCGGGCCCAUUGCGCAGGUGUCUCCCUGGAGCGAGCACAC
Messenger RNA from Colletotrichum destructivum, 5043 nucleotides. Its product is annotated as Putative zn(2)Cys(6) fungal-type DNA-binding domain, trimeric LpxA-like superfamily. Gene Ontology annotation, biological process: regulation of DNA-templated transcription. Gene Ontology annotation, molecular function: zinc ion binding; acetyltransferase activity; DNA-binding transcription factor activity, RNA polymerase II-specific. The coding region runs from base 1974 to 4055 and encodes 693 amino acids. The record is from RefSeq and is a predicted model, not a curated record. NCBI's taxonomy places the organism in Eukaryota, Fungi, Ascomycota, Sordariomycetes, Glomerellales, Glomerellaceae. The transcript has 4 exons.